AUGACAACCCAAUUUCCUGUUCGCAUUGACGGAGAUAGGACCGAAACGAAAUUCAAAUUGGUUCUCGAGACACCCAAAUGGGUUCCCGAAGAAAUAAAGUAUCUUUCACGGACCUUGACAAUUGACAUGUUCUUUCGUAUCACUGCUUCUGCAGGGCCAGCUUGUAAGCUUGAGAGUAGAGUUGAUAUCAGAGGUGACCAGGGUCACAGGAGCAUGUUUGUCAAAGGCAGAGGAGAGUCCUCCUCCAUCAAGAUCCCGUUGGAAUUCCCCAUGCUUCCCCAUGGAAGCCAGAAGUCAAAGACCGAUGACGAGCUAUCCGAGAAGUUGGAACAUUUAAGUGACUCCAUUUUCACUGCACCGAGAUACAUGAGUGGGUUUGCAGGGGUGUUAGUGCAGGAGACCCUCCUAACGCGCUCCUUCUCAUUGGAUCUCAACUCGGAUAUAUUCAAGCCAUGUUUAACCAGUCGCUCGGAGGUCCUCGUCACAAAGUGGGAGGGCCCGCGCACCAGUCUUAAAGAAAUCCUGGGGAGAGUCGAGAAACUACUGGCAGUAUCUCACCCAAGAAUAGGGUACGGAUACAUGAGGCACAGAAAUAGAGCUCUUGACAUAUGA
Molecule: messenger RNA, 612 nt
Organism: Tremella mesenterica DSM 1558
Lineage: Eukaryota; Fungi; Basidiomycota; Tremellomycetes; Tremellales; Tremellaceae
Exons: 3
Coding region: 1-612 (203 amino acids)
Source: RefSeq, a predicted model, not a curated record